CGAUACUUUAAAGAAGUCAUAAAAAUGGAAACUGAUGAAAAGCACUUAAGUUUAGUUUCUGGUCCACCGAAAACAUUUAAUGUCGUUCAGAUUUUAAAGCUUUUACUCAAGAAAAGUGGAUAUGAGAAUAACGACAAUACUAAUACUGAUGAGAAGGAUGACCCUGUGUUUAUGUGUCCAUCUGAAUACAUAAAGCAAAUGAUUAUGACAACAGAAAAAAGAACAGAUUUUUUGUUAAAAAUUGGGCGCAAAUUUGACCUUAAAGCGUCAAUAAAAGAACAGAAGAUAAAUUCUUUCAAAGCAAUACCCAGCAUAGUUAUUUUUCAACGAUUUGAACCAGGUGCUACCUAUAAUGUCAAUUUACUUAUUAGGAAUGUAUCUAAGAUUUCACAGUAUUUAAGAAUGAUUUGUGAACGCAAUCCAACAUUUAAAAUUGAAUUUAAAGGAAGCAUAUUAAACACGCGAUUAGCUCCAGGAAUGGCAUUAGCAUACAACAUUAAGUUUUGUCCAGAGGAGAAAAGAGAUUACGAAUAUGAAGCUACUUUUGUAUCUGAUCGCGAAGUUUUUAGAGUACCUAUUAUAGCCAUUGGUCCUAGGGCCAUUUUGGACUUUCCUGAUCAGAUCGAGAUUCCAACAACAGCUGUAAAAAUUUUAUCGUCAAAAACUCUUUUGGUUCGAAAUAUUGGACACGUUCCAGCCAUUUUCAGUCUUUAUACAGAAGAUCCCAGGUUCAGUAUCGCUCCAUCGCAGGGAAUGAUAGAAGAAGAGGAAAUGAUCCAAUUCACUUUGAGUUUUCUCUCGAACAAGAUAGGAAAUUUCGAGUCGAAGCUUUUUCUUAAAUACGAAUCAGGAGAGAUCGUUCGUCUUGACUUGCAAGCUUCGGCAGUGAACUCUAAUAUAAGACUGGAAAGAGGAUGUCUUAAAAUGGAAGACACGUAUCUCAGUAUGUCAAAGUCCAAACCCCUCACAAUACACAACAAAAGUGACCAUAUCGUCAAGUUUUCUUGGAUGAAAUACAAGGAUAGCGAGGAGGAUGAAAAAAGAAGAGAAAAGUACAAGCAUAUUUUUAAUCAAAUAAAAAAUAUUGAAAUGAUUCGAUGUGUCGAUCUGGUUCAUUAUAACAUUUGUGUUCCUGAAGCACACUCUCUAAUUUGUCAAAGAAUCUACGCUGAUGAAAUUACCUCUUUAACUAAUGAGAAAUUCUUUUACCAUAACUGCAAUUUUGUUCUGGAACCAACGGAGGGUGAGAUUUGGCCACAGGGUUCAACAGAUGUAAUGGUUUUCUUUCAACCAGAUGAAAUUGGUGAAACAUCAAGCACAGCCUAUUUAGAAAUCACGGGUCGAGAAAAUAGACUCCCUUUAAGUCUGAGUGGAGUCUGCAUCGGUCCAAAUAUACAAUUUACCACUGUUACUCUCGAUAUUGGAAGUAUAUGUUUAUGUUCUUCUCAUAACUAUGAGGUAAUGUGUACUAAUCAGGGUUUUAUUCCUGGUACAAUGGUGCACAAACCAAAAUCUUCAGAUUUUGGAGGCCUAAUUACAAUUGAACCUCUACAAUUGAAAUUGCAACCUGGUGACUUUAAAUUAUUGUCUAUUUCAUUUUCUUCGAAUCGCAAAGGAGAUUUCGUCGAAAGGAUUGAUUUUGUGAUCAAAGAGAGUCUGGAAGUAGUUUCUUUGUAUAUAAAAGGAUGUGUUGUCUGUCCCAUUCUUCGCUUUGAUCGGGACAGUUUGGACUUUGGGAUCACAGCACUAGGUUGGUUUACGAACAAGCAGGAUUUGUGCCUUAAGAAUCAUUCCACGGUGUCUGUAUCAUUCAACAUGAGUGUUCCAGACGACGGAUAUGAGCCAGCUGUCACAUUCGAGGACUUUUCAGCGUCGCGAACAAAGCCUACCUUUCCUUGUCACCCCAAAGAGUUUAUCAUCACCCCUGUGGAAGGAGUUGUUUCUGCUAACAGCUCUUUAAAAAUAGAAAUUUCGUACACGCCUAAUAUUGCACGAUCAGGAAAAACAUCUCUUCGUCUCGAAAUGUGGGAUUCAGAAUCGGAAGCAAUACUUUUGCCAAUUAUUUAUUCUGGAAAAAUAGCUGAUUUGGCAGUCCAACCUCCUGAAGUUACGAUUGGAUUUUGUUUCAUUAAUCUUCCAUAUAGGCAAAAUAUAUCUAUCGAAAAUAAAUCAAAUAUCGACGGAUACUUUUAUAUCAUUCCACAAUCUGUACGUAUAUGCAAAUUGAUGGAAUACUCGAUGAUAAUUGAUCAAGGGUACUUGAAGCCGGGCCAGGCAAAAAUGAUAUCAAUGACUGUCAUCGCCAGAAGCUUAGGCAAACAAGAAAUACCGAUUAUGAUGUUACCAUUAGGCGGAAGAUUACCCAUUACAUGUUGCAACCUUAUUUGCAACGGUCAAGGUCCUGUUGUUUCUGUUGAUUCUACCCACUUAGAUUGGGGAAAUCUAACACUUCUUCGAACAAAAUCUCUAGAAUUAAGCGUCAACAAUGAUUCUCCAAUUCCAGCGGAAUUUACAACAUCUUUGGUAGUGACAAGUGGACAGUUUGUCCCUGAGCAUGCUCAGUGUCGGCUCAUUGUCGGCCUCUUCGUGAUGUCGAUUUGUAUCCGCAUAACUUUCGAGAUACUGCUAGCGUUUACAGUAUUUAGUGUCCAGGCCGCCUUGGCAGCCACGGUUUUUAUGGUGACAUGGAGGGGCUCCAAACCUAUUAGUGCCCCCAGGGCCAUUGUGGUGUCGACUUCAAGCCGACUGAGAACCAUCUGCGGGACCGUCAGUUUACCUGGCAACCUCGCCGUAGCCUUAACCAUCUUCUGGAGCAACUCAACCCCACCCACCUUAAGAGAUGUACCUUCCCAAGGGUUUGUCUCGGCUAAAACCUUGUGUAGCCAAGCCUUGGCCGCUGGGCCCGCUGCUACAAAUACAAAGACUCCCCCCCUGCAGAAAUGGCGAUUGCAGGUAACUCUUAUGCAUCACAGUCAGAUGGUCAGUCCUCUGAGCGACCGUCAGUCCAACCCCCGACGACUCCCUGAGAGGAGGAAUUCACCCUGGAGUGUACGACCAGCAGUUGGAGAACUGGGUUCCAAUCAAUCAAUAAAACUAGAACUGAUGGCAUUUCUACGCGAUGCAGGAAAACACUCUGAUCGUCUUUUGAUCAAAAUUACAAACUCUAGAACAAUUUUUAUCACUUUAAUUGCAAAUGGGAUUGGAUCUUGCAUCGUUUCAAAACCAAACCUUUUUCCUACUUUUGAUAUGGGACUUCUGUUCAGUCAUCAAGAUAUAUGCCUGCCCAUAACUUUGAUAAACGAAGGUAAUCGGCAUCACCAAUUAUUAUUUGCAAAUAUAAUGGACGUUCGUCCGUUAAUGAAAAACCAUCCACAAAUUCAAGCCUCUGAUAGGUUUCAAGUGGAACCAAAUCUAAUUGAAUUACCUCCAGGUGCUACUACUACCGUUUUUUGUAAAAUUCAUUGGAAUAAGAACGAAACUGUGACGGAGGAGUGGUACCUUCAUGUAUUUAUUCAAGGGACAGGAAAACGAGAAUUACAGAGCACCAGUCUCUUCAGAGCUUCAUUUACAGAACCUCAUAUUUCAUUUAAUAAAACAGAGCUUCAAUUUCGAGUCGAUGUUGAUACAAGUGGUGAAAAGUUACAAGACACUGAUGAGUUUUACGUAAUUAAUGAAUCGGGAUUGGAUUUGAACACCCACCUCACUCUGGAUCCUCCAUUCCACUUAAUUACUGAAUCCAAUGAAACAGUAAACAAAAUGGAUAUUAUUCUACAAAAAAAUGUCCAAAUUCCAAUUCAAGUCUACUUUGCUUUUAAUCUCGAAGAAAAGUAUAAGUCAAGAAUAAUAAAACGAACUUUGAAAUUAGAAUAUGAGGAGCAUCCCAAUAAGGACAGACUCAAGUGCAAAGCGGAAGUGAAUUUUCCAACCAUUAUCCCUAUACCAAGAGAGCUCUACUUUAGCUGCGAACUGGGAUCCAGUGAUAGUCGUAAAUUGGCUCUUUUAAACGAAAUGCCAAUACCUGUGUCUUACAGAUUCGAGUGGCUUCAGGACAGCAUUUCCAUUAAUCUUUUGGAAACAAAAUCUACCGAAUCACAUGAAGAAAGAAAAGAUAACAGAGAAUGUUUAAGGAAUUUAGAGCCACCCUUGAAUACACCCGAAAUAAAUGAACCAAAUGACAUAAGCCAAACUAAAAAAGAAGACGCAAUAGGGGCAAAAAAUAAAAUUUUGGAUGAUGAAUUUUCCACUUCAGCAGACGAAGUAAGAGGAUUUUUAAUGAGGAUGAUCGAUUCGCAUCUUUUAGAAGAACCAGAAUUGAAAGCACUGCAAAGUCUUAACACCGAGCCACCCAAAAUCGAGUUUAUAAACAAAUUCAUAGAAAUAUCACCUCAAGAAGGGAUGUUAUUACCCUAUACGACUCAAUAUACAAAUUUGGCUUUUCAUGGACUCGAGCCACUAAAAAUUGAAGCCAAAAUAUUGUGUGAAAUUGUGCUUGGUUCUCCGGAAAUUAUACAAAUCAGCGCAGUUGCAGACAAACUUCGCUUCAAUGUUACAAAAAAUUAUAUUGAUCUUGGCCAUCAGAUUUUUUGUGAAAAAUGUCAAGCAAGUUUUCAUUUAGAAAGCCAGUGUUUUAUUCCUUUCAGUUUCCGGAUACAAGAAGGAACAUUCUCGAAAAAUUUAAAAGUGGAACCGAAUAACGGAAAAGUAGAACCUAUGUCCAACGUAUUAUUUCAGAUAACUUACCAGCCAGACACUAUUGGUCCAUUCGAAAAAGAAGUCCAAAUUGCGAUAGAACUUGCUCCACCAUUUCCUGUGCAUCUCAGAGGUUUUUCUGUGAUUCCUCAAGUUUACUUUUGUCUUCCCAAAACUGAUAGUUUCAAAAAUUAUCCUUUUGAGUUCGGAUACUACGCAAUUCAAUCGUUGGAGGGCAACUACAUGAAAGCAGACCUUCCUCAAAAUGAAUCCUAUGAAGAAAAAAGCUGCUGUAUAUCAGUUACAGAAGCAGAUUUAAAAAAACCUACAGACGAAGAUUGGGAAAUAAUUGAUAUCGAAGAUGCUAUACCUAGCGCGAACGAUAUUGAUAUGGCUUUUGAAAGGCUUCUGGCUAAAAAAUUUAUGAAAGAAAAUUCAUACGCUCUUGAGACGCAUAGAUCCGAACACAGAAAGGGAGGGAUAUCCGGUCUUUUCACACCCGAGUACCUUAUUGACAUGGGAUAUCUAGUCGUGCAAAAAAAAGUUCAAAGGUCUGCUACUUUGAUCAAUUUUGGUCCUGGAAAGGUUGAAGUUAGAUUAAAGAAAUCUGAAAAGAAAGGAGACUUCACUAAAUUAGGCAUAUAUGUAGAAUUUAACGACAGGAGAAAUCUAUUCGUUGGCGAAAGCACUAUUUUGCAAGUAACUUGUCAUCCGAAGCAAGAACGGUAUAAAGAACGAGUUACUGACAUUCAGCAUGUAAUAUAUAUUCAGGUUACACACGGAUUUACGAUCCCUGUAAUCAUCAAGGCUAUCAUCACAUAUCCUUUUUUAUCAGUUAACACUCAACAUUUAGAUUUUUGCAACGUUAUUGUUGGACAGUGCCAUCAAAUGCGACUUCUAAUAAGAAAUGAAGGACAUGUGGAAUGCCAGUGGGAGGCUCAGCUAAUCUCCAAUCGCAAGAAACGUGAUGAAGGACCAUUUUAUGUUCAGUAUACGAGCGAUAUAUUUUUUCCUGGAAAUUCAGGUGUUAUUGACGUUUACUUCAAGCCUCGCAAAUCGACACUGCUUUCUAUUCAAGAAGAAGGAAAACAAUCAUCUCCUGUUACUUCAAGGACUGCAAAAUCAGGUGCGAAGCGUUCAGAGAGAGGCACUUCAGUAGGACCUUCAAUACAAAAUGUAGCAACUAACACAGAAGCUAUCUCUGAACUUGAAAAAAUACCAUCCGGAAGUGAGCUAAACACAAUGGAUGUUUAUAGUUGCUACGAGUGUAAAAUUCAAUCGAUCUUAUUAAUCGAGAAAAUACUCUCUUUGUUGAGUUCUAUUAGUCCAAGAAAGGACAAGUCUAGUGCAAGAAGUAGUGCAAAAAAAAAGUUUGACGAUACUUUUCUUGGUUUUGAAUACGAUACAUUGAAAACUGUACUAAAAUUCAGACUAUCGAUGCCAGAUUUUAAAAAUGGUUUUGUUCUUCAGACCUUGGAUAACAACUUUCUGAAAAAUAAUGUCACUAUGCUUCAUUUUUUACUCGAAAUUGUAGAUCAUAUUGAAUUCUCUAUGUUUGUCACUUUUCAUAAUUCCAUCGCGGCAUAUAAAGAUCGAAUGGAUCGGCUUUCUCGAAAAGAGGAAGAAAAAGCCGCUAAAGUGGUUCAAGCGAAAUUUGAAAAAUUGGAGAGAAUGUCCCAAACUGAAAUUGAGUCAUUAAGUGAAGAUGAAAAGAGAUUAUACAUUAACAUGAUUUUAUCGAGAAGAAAUCAUGAAGCAACUUCGAGAAGAAGAGAAUACGAGGAUACGAUUUUGAAAAUCAAGGAGAGAAAAUCGCUUUCACAGAAGCUACUUCAUCCCUCUCUUGAGAAACCAAUGAAAAGUAAAACAAAACUAAAUAAGAAAAAUAAAACUGCUACGAUUGAUUCCACAAAUGAUAAACCUGAUGCUGCAAAGCCUGUUUCAGCAAGAAAAGGAACUGAGUCUCAACCAAGUAGCAAAAGUAGUCCUGGAAUGAGAAGCCCAGAGAAGCAAAAAGAAUGGCAAGAUAUUAAUGCAGCCAUAGAUCAGUACUUGUUUGAUCUUGCUGCGAUUUUAAAUUUAAUUCAGGAUUGGGAUCCGGAAAUGUCUAACAAACGCCCAGCUAAAGGGAAGGACAAACCUCAAGCUAUGUAUCGAGAAGUGUGCAGUGCAUGUCCAAGUUCCUUAAAGCAAUAUGUGCCAGAAAAUAUGGCAAUGACAACUCUCUCAGUCAAGGAGGAAAGUACAAUGUACAACAUGUCAGAACAUCAACUUCGACAAAAUGAUUACCAAAAGAAAGAAAAAUUGAAAAUUCCAACAAAUUCAAUUGGUUUAGUUCAUUCAGCAAUGUCUGAGAGGUCAGACAGCAUUGGAUCGAAUAUUUCCCUUACCCCUACUAUAAUCGAAGAACCUUUAAAACCGACUUGGAUUUUACAACCCUACGAAUGUCAGACCUACAUAGUUCGAUUUUUUCCCGAUCGAAUUGGUCAUUAUAGGGAGGAUUUUUCCUUAAGUAUUGUCGAUAGUAUUGAUAAAACUUACAACGUUAAAGUUGAAGGAAUUUCAGAUAUUCCUAGGAUUAAUAUGGAUGCUUCAGUCAUAUUUAGUAGUGUUAAACAUACAAAAAUUGAUGAAACGAAUGAUCCUACUUAUUUUCUUGACACAAGCACCUUCGACUUCGGCUCACUACUGAUAAAUCGGAAAGAUAAAGGAAAACAACAUCGUAAAAAUGUACAGUUUAAAUUUAACAACAUUUCUCUUAUACCGGCCCAACUUUCGUUUUCUCUGAAAGGAGAUAACACCAAUGCAUUCAGUAUUCAGUCCGAGCAACCUGUUUAUAUAAAGCCUGAAGAGACUUGCAUUGUCGAAUUGUCGGCAGGUGCCUCGAAACUUGGAACUAAUUCUGCUCGAUUAAUACUAAACAUAAGUGAAAAUCCAGAAGUGCAUUCUAUAGAGCUUCGAUGCAAUGGUACAAAAGUGGACGUUGAAUUGGAAGACAAUAAUAUAAAUUUCGAUAGAGUUUUACUCUACAGAGAAGAGAAGCAGACUGUAAGGAUUCACAAUAAAUCUACGAUUUCAAUUUUUUGGGUUUUGAAAACGAUUGAAGACCUGAAUUCCCAAAUUGCCUUUUCAACUAGUCGCGGUUCAAUCAAACCAAAAGAGUCUGGAACCGUUGAUGUUACAUUGCAUGCAUCAAAGGUGGGCCUCUUAGAAGAAAAUACUUUGAAUUUUGAAGUAUUUUUGAGGCAAGAUGAUUCAGAGCCACUUCUGACAGAAGUUAUCACAGUGACUGCUGAAAUUUACGACGUUUCUGUUGAUGUAAAUUAUGCAAAUCCUAUCGACCUGAAAAGUGUUAAAGUCGAUUCGAUGACAAAUGAAAAGUUUACUAUAAAAAAUAGGGGUCCUUAUGAAAUUAAAUAUGCAGUUCAACUUGAACCUGAUGAGGUAUUAAGCAAAAUAGAUUCUAAUUUAUCGAAAGGUAAAGCUGGAUACUUCGAUAUUAGUCCAGAUGCAGAUUCCAUUUUACCUGAAAAAACGGUUACAGUCAAUGUUUUGUUUAAGCCACGUAAGGAAAUUGUUUUAAAAAAUGCCCCGAUACUUAAGUGUUAUUUAUUUGACACUUUUAGAAAAAGUUCAAUGGUUGCAGAAGUUCCAUUGACGGUAUCUGUUGUCGCUUAUUAUACAAGAUUUCGUCUUCAUCCAUUCCCAGAAUUGAAUUUUGGAACAGUUGGAAUUCACAAGCGAAAAAUAAUGUACCUGAAUGUCGAAAAUACCGGGAAAUUCACGCUUCAUUUUACAGUUUCAUCACCAGGGCUAAAAUCUCCAUUGCACUCCACGAAGGGAAAGAAAAAAGAUUUCGACCUCAUAUCAAAAAGGGAUAAGAAAUCGCCAAGACAUGAAAGACCAAAAUUGAACAACGAACCUUCAAUGAAAAUUGGAUCUUUUGUAAUAACAAAGAUAGACGGUGAAAUUAAAGCAGGACAAAUUGAAACCCUUCAAAUAAUUUGCAGUCCAGAAAGUGAAGGUGAAAAAGUCGAGGAAAUUAACAUUUUUGUAGCAGAUUGUGUUCCCAAUGACAAAAAUGGAAAAACAAUUAAGCUAUUGGCAAAUUGUUGUAUGCCGCAAAUCGAUUUUCAUGAUUUAGAUACUAUAUUUCAUGAAAAUAAUGUGGUCCAUUCCCUUCAGGAUUUCAAAUGCCCGAAAGAGCUGGGAGCACAUACAGUUUUUACACGUCGAGAGAAAUGUCUUUAUUUCUGCCGUAUUCCAGUUUUGAGUACUCAUACCACUUGUUUUAAAUUGUGCAAUAAAAGUGAAGUUCAAUCUGACGUGAUGAUAUUUUUACGUCCUGAAAUGCUGACUCAAAACUCAAAUAUCGAUGCUUUUACUGUGAAUCCUACAAGAGAUUGCAUCCCACCGAUGAGCAACAGGAUUUUCACUAUAUCUUUCACCCCGAAUUUAAUCGAAACAUAUUCAGCAGUAUUGGAAGCGGAGAUUGAGUUGCCGUCGCAUUUGAAAACCGAUCGACUUUCUGUAAGACUGCUGGGGGAAGCUUGCGUACCGGAAGUAAUCCUCAUCGAGCCUUCGGCAAGGACGAAGCGAGAUCACAUUAUCCUGAGUUUUAAUCGCAUAUUGGUGGGUGAAACUGGCGUCAGAAAAUUAGCUUUUCAGAAUAUCGGCAUUCUUCAAGCAAAAGUUAUUGUAGAAGUCUGCGACGAUCCAAAUUUCCUUUUUUCUUUGGAACCUUUCAAUGACUCUACAAGUUUGGCUCACAUGUUCGAUUCUGUUGGUGACGAAUCGAAUGAUCGUUACAUCGUUUGUACUUUAACACCUGACGAAGUUGCUAAUUUUCGAGUAAAAUUUCAACCCAGUGAAGUAGGAAGAUUUGAGUCCUCUAUUAAAAUCGCCGUAAUGGGCAAUCUUUAUGAAAAUAUAACAUUAACACUCGAUGGUGAAAGUAUCAUUGAAGCAAUUGUCUUGGAUGGUUUGGAAUUUGCAGAUGCAAAUUCUAAAAUUCGAAGCAAAACGAAUAUCUCAGAUACGACUCGAAGAAAUCGAAAAGCAUCAUCCAAAAAUAUAUCUGCACGAUCAUCCCUAAAAAUGUCAACAUCUACUUUUGCUACUUUAAUGUAUAAGCUGGAUUACGGUUCAUGCUUUCUAAACAGAAUGAGUAAAAUUAGCUUUAAAGUUGUAAACAAAACUGAAGAUCGAUGUUUCCGGUUUGAAUGGUCACAACACCCCAACGUGGUUUUGACCCCUACUAUUGGACACGUAGGUCCAUGUAGAAGCAAAGAAAUCGUAGCCACAUUUCUCGCUGUAGAAACGACUAGUCUUUUUCACACACUUUUGGAUUGCAUGAUUCAAGAAAUUGUAUAUUCAGAUCUGCAAAAUCUAAUGUCUUGGGAUGAUAGACAAACGAAUAUUAAUUGGAAUAAGAGACCUUACGAUUUUAAUUCAGGGACACCUGAAAAAGUUGUUAAAAAAAUUAUUGAACCAAUGGCUGAACCAAUUCAUGAGGUUGUUUCUGGAUCAACACGGUACAUACAACUUCUAAUUUCAGCAAAUGCUGCAUAUUCUGAAUAUGAAUGUAAAAUUCAGCAUAUUAGUUUCAAAGACACCUUGAUGUUCCAAAGUACAGAUUUCAAAUUUCUGUUAACCAAUCCUGCGAGUGUGAAUCUCGAAUAUGAAUGGAAGUUGACAGUGGAUGAUGAAUAUCCUAUUCGUCUGGGUGAAUCAGCAUUGCGAUCAAUCUGCAAACAGCGAAUCAAGCCCAAGACCCAAUCUAGACCAAGUUCCAGACAAUCAAAUGGAAUUCUCAAUUCUCGCUUUAAAGCAGUCGAUAAUAGAAAUGAUGUCAAUUAUAUUUCUCAGUACAAUGCUUAUGAGAGAGGAAAAUUCUCAAACUCUCGUUCGGAAGAAUACUUACAUCAAAAAUCAGAUUUAUUUAGUAGUACAGCAUGUUUGUCAGACAUAAGUACAGACAGUUGGAUUGAUAGUGAAAAUUGGCCAUUUGAAAUAAAACCAGAAAAUGGAAUUAUUCCACCAGGGCAGUCACUCGAAUUCAAUCUUAAAUUUUCACCUUUAGAUGUUUUUGAUUACAAGGCCUGUCUCAAAUGCAUAAUAGAAAAUCUGAAUCCAAAGUUUUCACCUUUGUGUAUACCAAUCAAAGCUAGAAGUUUGUUACCAUACUGUCAUUUUGAAAUACUUGAAAGUGAUUAUCUUACCAGUGGUAGACGAAAUAAAAAAUUACCAGGACCAAUUGGUUAUGAUAUAGAGGAUCCAAGCGUUUUCGAAAAUACUAAGGUCAUUGAAUUUAAUGUUAUUGGUGUCGGCGAAUGUCAUAUAAAGAAUUUCAAUUUGGUUAACCCAACUAUGGAUGAUUAUAAUUUUUCGUGGAGUGAUCGAACGAAUCACCAAAUGAAAGAUGUACCUAAUUUUCAUUGUAGAACCAUGGAAGGGAUUGUUCAAAGAGGAAAACGAUUAAAUGUCUCAUUUACAUUUCAUGCUGAGGAUGUGGGAACUUUUGAAUCGUUUUGGUUAUUUAAAAUAGACAAAUAUAAAUUGGAAACUCUUUUCCUGAUUGUUGCUCAUGUCAUUGAACCAGAAGCUUACUGUCUCCCUGUACACUUGCAAAUGAAUGCCACAGCAUUAGGUUGGAAAGUCAGUGAUAAAUUAACGAUCGUAAACAGAGAAGAUUUUGAACUUCCUUUCAAAAUUCUGACAGAGUCUCUCUACUCGGAAGGGCGAUUUCAUACUUUGAUCAUUAAGCCAAUGUCCGGAAUCUUAAUACCAAACUCCGAACAAACUUUAAAUGUUGACUAUCAACCUAAAAUGGAUGGGGAAGUCACAUUUUCUGUGCAGUGUCGAGUUGAAAAAAUGAAAAAUCCUAUUACUACAUUUGUAACGACCAAAGCAUACAGUAUUGAACCACAUGUUUUUUAUAAAAAUUCUGAAGAUGAAUUAAUAGAAAUUUAUCAGCAUCGAGAUAACUUUAUUGAUUUCGGAAGACUCCAUUUAAAUAAACCGUCAACUAUCGAAUUUGAGAUUUCGAAUGUUGGAAAAAUAAAAUUUCUCUAUAGAUGGGAUCUGAGUCCACAGAAUUUAAAAACAGAAUAUUAUAAUAUUACUUUAUAUGAAAAAGAAGGACACGUAGAUAGUGAAUCUGAAAUUAUUUGUCACCUUAGUUUGACCGCCUUCGAAAAAGUCAAAAUUAAGGGUCAUCUUCUUAAAUUAGAGAUAAAUAAAGGACCACUCUAUUAUAUAUAUUUAAAAGCAUCUGCACGUAAACCAUCAGUGGAAUUCAGCUUCUCUCAAUUCGACUUUGGACCUAGGUAUAUUCAAGAAACAAUUGCAGCUCCUUAUCAUGUGGAUCUUCAGAUAAAGAAUUUUGAGAAAACUCCUUCGAUAAUCGAGUGCCUAUUUGAAAAUUUGCCUCACAUAUUAGUAGAGUUGGAAAAUAUUUCCCAAGAAAUAGAUGGCAAUUCUUCUGUUACAGUUCGAAUACAUUUCCGACCGAUUGCAUGUAUUCAUUAUCAAGAAUCUUUAAAUUUCUUGAUAAACUCGGCAAGUGAGAAAAAUGUUAUUAUCAGAGGCGAAGGAAUUCCUUAUAAGGUACGUUUAGAAAAUCCUUGUGAAAAAUGCAUAGACCUUGGAAACAUACCAAUAGGCAAAAUAUCAACCAGAAAAAUAAACAUCCUAAAUGAAGGACGUGCUCCUAUAGAGUUGAAAUUUGGUCUAAUAAGGAUCCUUGAAGCUUCUAAGGAACGAAAAAAAAUUGACCCUUUUAAUCCAGAUUUACAAAAAGAACAAAGUGACAAAAGUCAGGAAAUAAUGGCUUUAUCUCAAGCCUUAUCUAUUCAGCCUGAAGAUUCUGUGAUUCUUCAACCUAAGAAAAAACUUAAAUUGGUUUUAAAAUUCAAACCAAACAAGCGUAUAAAACAGUUUUUGGAAAAAAUUGGUGCCCAAAUAGAUUGUACAAUUAUACCAUUCACGAUUCUGAGAGGAAGCGGAGUGGGGGCUGAAUUUCAAUUAAACAGAACUUAUAUAUCAUUUGGUAGUAUAGUGGAAGGAUGUACUCUAGAUUCAAAAUUGAUGCUCUUAAAUACUGGAGAUGUGGGAGCCAGAUUUAAAUGGAACACUUCAAAACUCGGAUCUAAUUUUAACAUAAAGCCAGUGUCUGGAUAUUGCUCCCCUGGAAUGGACGUUCCCUUUGUCGUCAGCUUUCAGCCCAUUCAUCAAACCAAUUUUAUAGAGGGUGAAGCGACCAUUGAAAUUGAGAAAUAUGUAAAUAUGACUAUAACAGUUUGUGGAGGUUGUGGCAAGCUUCCUGAUCCACUCGACACUCUAAACUUUGCCAUUCAAGUUCGCCAAAAGCAAAGCAAGCAAGUUAUCAUCACCAAUGACUCCAGUGAAACUUGGGUUCUGAAGCCAGAAGCAAAUGGAGAUUAUUUUUUCACAGAAGAAGUUUUAAAAAUAAAUCCAAAAAAUACAGGGUUCUGUUCUGUGUCCUACUGUCCUCUCGUUAUGAAUGCAGGAAAAAGUUCUCACAAGGGAAAGUUAAUAGUAAAAUUACCUGGAGGAAGGCCACCGAUUUUAUAUUCCCUCUCGGGGACAAGUUUACCUCCAGAUGUUGUUGCCAAGAUAGUUAGACAGUUCCCUGCUAAAACGAAGUAUACUGAGUCCUUGUCGGUUUAUAAUUGGUUAAAUAGACCACAAAAAUUUGACUGCAAAAUUGAACUAGUCAAAUUGGAAACGUCUUCGAGUAAAAAUGAAAAUUCGAUUUACACUUUUAGUGGAAACACAAAAUUGGAUGUACCACCAAGAGGCAGAAGAGAUUACCGAGCAGUUUUCCAUUGUUAUCAUGAAUCUAAUUUCAAUUUCAAGGUAACAUUUGCAAACUCAGAAGGAGAGUAUCAGUAUUAUGAGCUUCAGUAUAAAGUCAUGAAACCGGAAGUGCUGGAAGUAAUAAAGCUCACGACAAACGUUCGUUCUACGACGUACCACAUUAUCCAAUUAGAAAAUCCUUUGGAUAAUGGAUUCAUAAAAUAUAAUAUUACCUGUCCUCAUCAAGAUAUAACGAUUUAUGAUAAUACAAAAAAAGUUCCAGCUUUAUCAAGCGAAAAAGUCAAAAUCGAAUAUAAUCCUCUCUUGCCAUCUGAAGAAGUAACACGACUAGAAGUGAGUUGCACAGAAUUAGGUAUUUCUUCUUAUGAAUUACGGCUUACAGCAAAAACAGCACCACCUGAAGAAUUAAUUCGUGUAAUAGCCACUUUGGGGAGAUUUUCAAUUUUCCCUGUGACCGUUAGUAAUUUGAGCAGGAAAAACAAUGAAUUUACAGUGAAGUUGGAAAAUCCUUCCUUCACUUGUGCAAAAUCGAUUAUGGUACAAGCUCAGAACAGUGAAAUAUUGGAAGUGAAGUACGAGCCAUGUGAUAUUGAAAAUGUGACAGCAACUUUAAUCAUUUCGUCUAACAACGCUGGGGAAUUUAUAUUUCCAAUUAUUGGCACUUGCUUUCGUCCAAAGCCUCAGGGCCCUUUUUUUGUCAGGACUAAUCAGUCAUGCUCUAUAGAAUUCAAAAAUGUUUUCUUGAAAACAAAAACCUUUGAAUUUUUCUUGGAUUCUCCUUCUGGCUUUUCAAUAAAUACUCUUUCAGAGACGAUUGAAUCAAAAAAGAGUACAAACAUAGUAGUGAAUUUCAAUACAGACAGAAGGGAUAAAAAUGUUCUGGCUGAGAAAAAAUUUCCGAUAACGGGAAAGUUGAUCAUUAGCUCUACUGACACUGCAUUGUCAAAAAUCAGCUGGAUAUAUUAUUUAAUUAGUCCAAGUCAAGCCAAUAGUUAUCAAUCUGGCAAUGGCACAACGAUAGCAGCCAGGUUUGGUCCAAUACUGGUAACCAGUGUUGGGCCGGCAAUGGCAUCCAAACCUUGGCUGCCAAGUGGAGGCCAUAGUUGUCAUUCCGUCACUGGCGAGAUAAUGGCAGCCGAGCAUCGGCAAUAUUUUGGCCGACUAUGA
Belonocnema kinseyi is the source of this 14697-nucleotide messenger RNA. RefSeq names its product hydrocephalus-inducing protein homolog. NCBI's taxonomy places the organism in Eukaryota, Metazoa, Arthropoda, Insecta, Hymenoptera, Cynipidae. The record is from RefSeq and is a predicted model, not a curated record. Gene Ontology annotation, cellular component: axoneme. The transcript has 75 exons. Gene Ontology annotation, biological process: axonemal central apparatus assembly; cilium movement. Bases 25 to 14697 code for a protein of 4890 amino acids.